UUCACAUUUUCAUCACUAAGAAAAAUUCUAUUUUAACUCUCUCUAUUUCAAUGAAUAUACUCUUAUCACCAAUUAUUUCUUUGUUUGUACCCACUUUUGCAUUUUAAUACCACUAACAAAAUCAUUCUCAAAAGCAUCCUAAGCAAAUGUUACUACUAUAGCAUAGAUACAUACACCUUAAGGUUUACUUCAGGCAAUCUAGUUAUUCUAAGUAUGGGGAAGAAUGGUGGAAGUUCUUCGUGGUUUAGCGCGGUUAAGAAGGCGUUUAGGUCUCCUAGUAAAGAUAAACAGAACAAUAGUGAUAAGAGAAGUUGUAGAAGUGAAGAUCUUGAGCAACAAGAACAAGAAAAAGUGAUCAUUUUCAUUCAUUAUUUAUAUGUACUUAGUUCUUGUCAAUCAUUUUUUUUAUUAUUGUGUCUUUGGAUUUGAUGUUGUAGCAGAGAAGAGGAAAGCGUAGGUGGAUGUUCGGAAAGCCCUUAAACACAAAUGACGCGACAAAGGUUACAAAUAUAAAGAGUCAUGCUAGAGAAAAUGCUGGUAUUGGAACACCAAAUGUGGCUGCCUCGGAGGAGGAAAGAAAGAAUGCCAUCGAGGUGGCUAUGGCGACUGCUGCAGCUUCUGAGGCAGCAGGCCAGCAGUUGCGACAGCUCAGGCUGCAGUUGAGUUUAUCAGGAAGACUAGACCAUGCAUUUUGGUCAAAGAAAAUCAAGCUGCUGUUAUCAUUCAGAAAGCCUUCAGAGGAUAUCUGGCAAGACGAGCAUUAAGGGCACUGAAAGGGCUGGUAAAGCUGCAGGCAUUAGUAAGAGGUCACAAUGUGAGGAAGAGAACAACAUUGACUCUAACGCGUAUGCAAGCUAUCUUUCGAGUUCAAGCUAGAGUUUGUGAUCAACGUCGUAGACUUUCAAUCUCACGCGAGAGCAGCCUCAGUUCCAGUUCUUUUACUGAUAAAAUUCCCCUGUCUAAAGACGGCGAAUGGGAUGAAUUUCAGAGUGUUGAAAAAGAAAUCGACUCGAGUUCCAUCCUUGGAAUGACCCAGGAAGAUGUUUGGAAAUCUGAAAGGGAUCUUGCUUAUGCCUUCUCUGACAAGAUGUGGAAGUCUCGAAUGAAAGAAUCCGACGAAAUACCAGAUGGGGCUGUGGAUUGGAGGGAAGCGAUUCGAUGGGAAAGACCAGGCAGAUACUCUUGUGAUCAAAGGCACCCCAUCAAAUUACAUCAAGUAGAAAACGCAAAUCGCAGGUCAAGUUUUCACAAAAUCAGGGAGAAAAAUCCUUACCAGCAGAUCAAAUUAAGUCCCUAUUCGGCUUUUCAAACACCCAUCAAACCAUACCAACCUGAACUCAAACAUCUACAAGUUCAUUCUGCUAGCCCCCGUUGCAUGAGACAACAGGAACCAAUCUACCUAAAGUCUCAGACACCGCGCUUGAGUUGCUCUUACAGAAACAACACUGCAGUGCCGAGUUACAUGGCAGACACUGCAUCUGCUAAGGCUCGAAUUAGAUCACAAAGUGUGCCUAGAGAACAAAGGCCUUCCACACCUGAGAGAGAAGGGAUAGGAAUUCCAAAAAGGCGCUUAUUUUUUGGAUCAUCAGAAGAGGUAGCUUCACCAUCCUGCAGAAAUACUCCAAGGGUUCAGAGAUAAGCUGACAUUGAACUAUGAAGUCUGACUGUAACUGUAAUUCUUGUAUAUUAGAUUGGUAGUUUAUUUGUUUUAUCUAGUGUUUCAUUGAAGUUUAAGUAGAAUAGGCUGAUGCAAU
This is a messenger RNA of Chenopodium quinoa (quinoa), 1754 nucleotides long. RefSeq names its product protein IQ-DOMAIN 14-like. The coding region runs from base 848 to 1639 and encodes 263 amino acids. The transcript has 4 exons. The record is from RefSeq and is a predicted model, not a curated record. NCBI's taxonomy places the organism in Eukaryota, Viridiplantae, Streptophyta, Magnoliopsida, Caryophyllales, Amaranthaceae.